AUGGACCGAGUAAGGGUUUAUUCCGCUCAUGCCUUUUCUGCUGUUUGGUGUGGUGUCUGUCCGGACUUGGCAGGUGUGGCAGAAGGAAGGUCUCAUUCGAGAGAAGAACUCCGAAGUGGCAGCGUUGAGGUGAGUGAGAGUGGCAGCGUUGAGUGGAAGGGGAACAGCGAUGAGAUAUUCAUCUCACAAAUUCCUCCCUUGCUUGCUUUCGUCCUCAACAUUCCUUCUUCCAUUUGCUCUCCUGGCUUCCACCGCUGCUAUAGGCGGGAGCGGGACGGGGCAGUGGCAGAGAGCAAGGCGCAGGCGAGUCAGAGGGAGGCGGAGAGGGCGGAGAUGGGCGCGCAGAUGGAAAGGCUGCAGAGCCAGGUGGCUGACGCGGAGCAACGGCUGAGAGACACUCAGAACCAGCUGCGGCUGGUACAAGAGGAGCUGUGGCAGAAGGAGGACGCAGUGAAGGAGGCGCAGGGGUGGGCGGCGCACGGACAGGACAUGGAGGCCCACGUGGCAGCCAUCACAGCAGCCAAUCAGAGCCUGCAUGGGGAACUCAGGGAACGCACGGACCAGUGCCACCACCUGUUUGCCGUCACGCACCAGCUCAGGCAGCAGUUGGCGGAGAGUGAGCGCUACCACAUGCAGCUGAUGCAGCGCCUGCACAUGGAGAACACGGACCUGCGCUCCAGGCUCGGCGCCCUCCCUGCUGCCGCUCCGGGCACCACUGGUUCGGCAGUGCCAGGCUCGGCAGCAGGCGCAGGCGCAGGAGCAGGAGCAGCUGGUGUUGGUCCAGCAGGAGGCGCUGUGAGUGCUGGAGGCAAUGCGAUUGCAGGGGGGCAGGUAGCUGCAGCAGCAGGAGGCACGCUGGGGACAUCUGGAGGGGGCAUUGGAGGGGGCGUAGGAUCAGGGAGAGAAGCAGGAGGGGUUGUGCAAGGAGCUGGGGUAGCUAUGGGUGGCGCUGGUGGUGUUGGCAGCAAGGACGGGAAGAGCGAAGCAGCAGCAGCACAGCCAGGGCAGGCCCACCCCCCUAUGGCACCACACGCCUACCUCAUCCGCCCACACUUGCCCCACCCCUUCUACGCUGCACCCAUGCAAACCCUCGCUGCCAGUCCCAUCACGCAGCGAUCGCCGCCACGAGGGGUGGAUGUUGGGCUGGGAGGCGUGGCAUACGUGCCUGAACGCCCUAGCGGGGAGGCCUCAGGUGCAGCAGAAUCAGAUGCAGGUGCUGAAGGGAAAGGGGUGAUGGAAGAGAAUGUGGGGAUGGACUCCCUGCCUGCGUCGGCUAUGCUGGGUGCAGGAAGCACUGGAGAAGAGAGAACGGAGGGUGCAGCAGCAGCAACAGCACCAGCACCACUGCCAGCAGCAGCAGCAGCAGCAGCAGCAGAAGAAGAAGCAGCACCCACACCCCUCACAGCACCAACCCCACCUCGCCCCAAGCCCAUGAUGCCCCCGCUGCCCCCGGGGGCUCAGUUGAAGGACGACAGGGCGCUGCUAACGUGCAUUGUGCGCACGCUCUCCGCUGACAGAGGCGCCAAGGCCCUCAUCUCUACCACUGUUGCGCCCCGCCUCGCCCGCCUGCUUGCUCCGCUGACUUGGGCGCAUUAUGAGCCUCUGUACGGGUCGCUGCACCAACUCAUUGCGUCCAAGCCCGAGCUGUUUGGCAUGGAGGGACCAGACCAUGUGUUCCUGAGAAGCAACGCCCAUGCCAUCAUCGCCACACUCCCUCUCCACCCCACCAUGCCUCUCCCCCAUCCCUCCUCCUCCAUCCCCUCCCCCGCCACCUCCCUCCCCCUCGCCCUCACCCCCGCCGCCCCUCGCCCCCUUGCGCCGCGCUCACCCCCACCUGAUGCGUCCAUACCUGCUGGUGCUCUAACCAAUCCUGGUGUCAGUUCUAACCCUGUUUCUUCAGCUGCUGCCACCGCCGCCACUGCUGCUGCGGGUGGUGGUGGGGGUGGAGGGGGCAGUGAGGAGGGUGUGUUGAGGCGUGAGGUUGUAGGGCCGGGGGUGGAAGGGGCGGGGCGAGGCAGCCGUCUGUGGUUUGCCAAUGCUGCUCGGUGA
Molecule: messenger RNA, 2049 nt
Organism: Closterium sp. Yama58-4
Lineage: Eukaryota; Viridiplantae; Streptophyta; Zygnematophyceae; Desmidiales; Closteriaceae
Source: the annotation of a GenBank genome assembly